AUGUAUACUCUGAGGAAGAGCUUUGCAGAAGCGAGCUCAUGCGGUGUGUGGAUCUCGCUGAACAAAGAGCAAGAGGUCCAGCAAGGACUUGGAGUUCCUUAUCAAGUCGAAGACUUGCGGCGUUUCUGGAGAGAAGUAUCCCGUGAUUGGAAUGCGUUCAAUAGCAACGCAGAUAACAGACACAUGCCAGCAAUCACCCUCAUUGAUGCCAGAGUUCAAGUUGGCUACUUGAAGUAUGACCACCCGCAGAGCCUCCAUUACCCUGAUGCGCCCGGCGCUGCCCGAAAGCACCUAGCCCCGGUCUACAUGAGAAUCUCAACCACAACCCGAGAUCAAAUGUUCACAACUAUAUGGAAAGGUGGAGACAGAAAGUUCACCAACCCUUCACAUGCAGAGCUGAACGGUGGAACAAUCGCAAGGUGCAUCGAUACUGUCAUUCAGCGGGUAGAUCGCAAUACUAAAGAACGUACCAAAGCUUACAACAUCAGACUCAUCAUCAACACCGCUCGUUGUGGAGUGAUGCGUUUCGCUCAGACCGGUACGGGCCACGGGGCAUACCUCCCUCCGGAGACCGAACGACCAGUCCUCCUCGAAACUGCAUUUGUUAGAGAUCGCGCCAGACAGAUGGUCAGCAAUUCAGGAGCUGGGCCCGUACCUUGA
Molecule: messenger RNA, 660 nt
Organism: Fusarium odoratissimum NRRL 54006
Lineage: Eukaryota; Fungi; Ascomycota; Sordariomycetes; Hypocreales; Nectriaceae
Exons: 1
Coding region: 1-660 (219 amino acids)
Source: RefSeq, a predicted model, not a curated record